AUGUGCGCUUUGGGUCUCAACGCAAGCAGCAAGAAGUUUUUCCCACAACGCGCCAUGACUGCGGAGCGUCAACGUCUUAUCGAAGAAUUUCCGAAGACAUCCUGCAUCGAGGAACGGGACAGCAUACGUGCCAUGUGGCUGUACGAGAUGAUGGAGCUAUCCGACGCCGAGGAAGAUGUGAAUAAUCAUUGGAGACCUCUUCUCCGGGCGAAGGGAUUGAAUCUGCCUAUUCUACUCAAAAUGACUCGUCGGUUCUGUCAGUCACACCCUGAAGCGACAGAUUCAUCAGCUGCAAUGACUACCGACGCAGUGAUGCGAUACGCCCCAGCAACCUCAGCCUGGUUGACUUGA
Molecule: messenger RNA, 351 nt
Organism: Aureobasidium namibiae CBS 147.97
Lineage: Eukaryota; Fungi; Ascomycota; Dothideomycetes; Dothideales; Saccotheciaceae
Exons: 3
Coding region: 1-351 (116 amino acids)
Source: RefSeq, a predicted model, not a curated record